GACGAGCUCACGGAAUACAAGACGAGUAACAUCCUUGCCGCACCCAUCCUGAACGGGAAAGACCUGGUGGCCGUCAUCAUGGCCCUGAACAAGACCAGCGGACCCUUCUUCAACGCAGAGGAUGAGGACCUUUUUACCAAGUACCUUAAAAUCGCCACCUUGAAUUUGAAGAUCUUCCACUUGAGCUACUUACACAACUGUGAGACACGCAAAGGACAGCUUCUUCUGUGGUCUGCCAACAAGGUGUUUGAAGAGCUGACGGACAUAGAGCGACAGUUCCACAAAGCCUUGUACACGGUCCGCGCCUACCUCAACUGUGAUCGCUACUCCGUAGGCCUGCUAGACAUGACCAAGGAAAAGGAGUUCUUUGAUAUCUGGCCGGUGCUGAUGGGGGAGCAGCCUCCGUACUCUGGCCCAUUGACACCAGAUGGGAGGGAAGUCAUAUUCUACAAAGUGAUUGAUUAUAUUUUACACGGCAAGGAAGAGAUUAAGGUCAUACCAACUCCACCAGCAGACCACUGGGCACUGGUCAGUGGCCUGCCCGUCUACGUUGCAGAGAGUGGAUUUAUUUGCAACAUUAUGAAUGCCUCCGCCGAGGACAUGUUUCAAUUCCAGAAAGAGCCUUUGGAUAGCAGUGGCUGGACCAUAAAGAACGUUCUGUCCCUUCCCAUCGUCAACAAGAAGGAAGAGAUAGUGGGCGUGGCCACCUUCUACAACAGGAAGGAUGGAAAGCCCUUUGAUGAACAGGACGAACAGCUUAUGGAGGCCCUGACUCAGUUCCUAGGCUGGUCAGCUCUGAACACAGACACAUACGACAAGAUGAACAAACUGGAGAACCGCAAAGACAUUGCCCAGGACAUGGUGAUGUACCACGUCAAGUGUCGUGACGACGAGCUGCAGAACAUCCUGAACACAAGGGAGCUGUAUGGGUCUGAACCCGCAGAUUGUGAGGAGGACGAACUCCUGCAGAUCCUGAAAAAGAAUCUCCCUCAGCUCAUUAAGAAGUUUGAGAUCUACGAGUUCCACUUCUCAGACCUCAACUGCACAGAGAUGGAGCUGGUCAAGUGUGGGAUCCAGAUGUACUAUGAGGUCGGGGUGGUCAAGAAGUUCCAAGUACCCCAGGAGGUGCUAGUGCGCUUCAUGUACUCCAUCAGUAAGGGAUACAGGAAGAUCACCUACCAUAACUGGCGCCACGGCUUCAAUGUCGGCCAGACUAUGUUCACACUCCUAACGACAGGGCUGCUGAAGCGAUACUACACCGACCUGGAGGUGAUGGCUAUGAUCACCGCUGGCUUCCUGCACGACAUCGAUCACCGGGGCACCAACAACCUCUACCAGACCAAGUCAGGCAAUCCUCUGGCCAAGUUGCACGGUACCUCGAUUAUGGAAAGACACCAUCUAGAGAUUGGCAAGUUCCUCUUAGCUGACGAGCAAUUGAAUAUCUACCAGAACCUCAACAGGCGACAGCAUGAGCAUGUGAUCCACCUCAUGGACAUCGCCAUCAUCGCCACGGACCUGGCUCUGUACUUCAAGAAGAGGACCAUGUUCCAGAAGAUCGUGGACCUAUCGAAAACCUAUGAUGAUGAGAAGAAGUGGGUGGACUUCAUGUCUCUGGAAACCACCAGGAAGGAGAUCGUCAUGGCGAUGAUGAUGACAGCCUGUGACUUAUCUGCUAUCACUAAGCCCUGGGAGGUGCAGAGCAAGGUGGCCCUGUUGGUGGCAGCUGAGUUCUGGGAGCAAGGAGACCUGGAGAAGAAUGUUCUGGAUCAGCAGCCUAUUCCCAUGAUGGAUCGAACUAAAUCAGCCGAACUUCCAAAGAUGCAGUGUGGUUUCAUCGACUUUGUCUGCACCUUUGUCUAUAAGGAGUUCUCCCGUUUCCACCCGACAAUCACUCCCAUGCUGGAUGGCAUCCUGAACAACAGGAAGGAGUGGAACAACUGCAAGGAGGAGUAUGAGGCCAAGCUCAAGGCCCUGGAGGAGGAGAAGGCGGCCAAGGCCCCAGCAGGCCCCAAAGGUGGGAUGUUUAUACAUUAUAUCAAUAUCUAAGCAGUAGCUUUAUAUAUAGAUGACUCUCUCUCUCUCUACACAUAUAGAUAUAUUUAGAUAUAUCUACAUAUACAUAGCUUCAUUUACAUUAUGAUUAGAAAGAU
This is a messenger RNA of Gadus chalcogrammus (walleye pollock), 2150 nucleotides long. RefSeq names its product rod cGMP-specific 3',5'-cyclic phosphodiesterase subunit beta-like. Gene Ontology annotation, biological process: retina development in camera-type eye; signal transduction. The transcript has 20 exons. Gene Ontology annotation, molecular function: protein binding; 3',5'-cyclic-nucleotide phosphodiesterase activity. Gene Ontology annotation, cellular component: photoreceptor outer segment membrane. The record is from RefSeq and is a predicted model, not a curated record. NCBI's taxonomy places the organism in Eukaryota, Metazoa, Chordata, Actinopteri, Gadiformes, Gadidae. The coding region runs from base 79 to 2046 and encodes 655 amino acids.